Messenger RNA from Aspergillus ochraceoroseus IBT 24754, 2721 nucleotides. RefSeq names its product snoRNA-splicing protein PRP40. Gene Ontology annotation, molecular function: protein binding; RNA binding. The transcript is spliced from 4 exons. The coding region runs from base 57 to 2534 and encodes 825 amino acids. Lineage: Eukaryota; Fungi; Ascomycota; Eurotiomycetes; Eurotiales; Aspergillaceae. The record is from RefSeq and is a predicted model, not a curated record. Gene Ontology annotation, biological process: mRNA cis splicing, via spliceosome. Gene Ontology annotation, cellular component: U2-type prespliceosome; U1 snRNP.
GCUACACGGAACAAGCUACACUCCUAUCAUCAGGGGCUCCUUCCUGAAUCAUCCCUAUGAAUCCUAUGACUGGCCCUGCUGGCGCUGCCCCUCUGUGGCAGGAGGCUCGCAAUGCUGAAGGACGGGUCUACUACUACAAUGUUCAGACGAAAGCUACACAAUGGGCGAAGCCGGUCGAGUUGAUGACCCCUGUUGAGCGGGCUCUAGCAAAUCAGCCAUGGAAGGAGUAUACUGCUGACGGGGGCCGGAAAUACUGGUAUAAUACCGAAACCAAGCAAAGCACGUGGGAGAUGCCAGAUGUUUACAAAAAUGCUCUGGCGCAGGCACAAGCACCGCAGCCUCCACCUGUAGCGGCCCCAACAUUCGUUGCUGGUGGUGUUAGCUCGUUCUCAUCCUAUCCCCAAUCGCGCGAACGUGACGAUUACGACAGAGGCUUUGGCGAUCGUCGUGGAGGAUUCGGUGCUGCUGAGAUAAAUGGUAUCGCUGCCGGCGCUGUUUUGGGAACUACGCAGGAGCCGGACUAUGGAUCCCUCGAAGAAGCGGAAGGCGCGUUUAUGAAGAUGCUCAAGCGCCAUAAUGUUCAACCGGACUGGACCUGGGAGCAGACAAUGCGCGAAACAAUCAAAGACCCCCAGUAUCGUGCUCUGAAAGACCCUAGAGACCGCAAGGCAGCUUUCGAGAAGUACGCGGUGGAGGUUCGCAUGCAGGAAAAAGACCGGGCGAAAGAAAGAUUCGCUAAGCUCAGAGCAGAUUUCAAUACUAUGUUGAAACGACAUCCUGAAAUUAAGCAUUACAGCCGAUGGAAGACCAUUCGACCGAUCAUCGAGGGCGAAACCAUCUUCAGAUCUACCAGCGACGAAGGCGAACGACGACAGCUGUUCGAGGAGUAUAUUCUCGAGCUCAAGAAGAAUCACGUCGAGCAGGAGUCUGUGCUACGCAAAGCCGCGAUGGACGAGCUCGUGACCAUCCUCAAAUCCCUGAACCUCGAACCAUACACCCGGUGGUCGGAGGCGCACGCCAUUAUCCAGUCUAAUGAAAGGGUUCAAAAUGACGAUAAGUUCAAGUCUUUAAGCAAAUCUGAUAUCUUGACCGCAUUUGAAAACCAUAUUAAGUCUCUUGAGCGAGCUUUCAAUGAUGCUCGUCAGCAGCAGAAGGCCGCCAAGGCCCGAAAAGAGCGGCAUGCCCGUGAACAGUUUAUCGAACUUUUGAAGGAGUUGAGAUCCCAAGGCAAGAUUAAGGCUGGUAGCAAAUGGAUGAAUAUCCACCCACUGAUCAGCGAGGAUCCCCGAUACCUUGGAAUUCUAGGAAAUUCGGGCUCUUCUCCCCUGGAUCUAUUUUGGGAUGUGGUUGAGGAAGAGGAACGGUCGUUACGUGGACCACGUAAUGACGUCUUGGAUGUUCUCGAUGAUAAACGAUUCGAAGUUACUCCCAAGACUACGUUUGAAGAGUUUAACUCGAUUGUGCUUGCGGAUCGCCGCACGGCCAACAUCGACCCAGAGAUCCUUCAGAUCAUCUUCCAGCGCAUUCAAGAGAAAGCUCUUCGUCGUAACGAGGAGGAGAAACAUGCAGCCGAUCGCCACCAGCGGCGUGCUGUGGACUCCCUGCGUUCUCGCAUGAAGCGCCUAGACCCUCCUCUCCGGUCCAACGAUGCGUGGGAACAGGUCAAACCUAGACUAGAGAAGUAUGAAGAAUACAAAGCUCUUGAAUCCGAUGAAGUCCGCCAGGCCGUCUUUGACAAGGUCAUCCGCCGUAUCAGAGAGAAGGAAGAAGACACCGAGAAAGAUCGCGAGCCCCGGGACAAGGACCGCGGCAGUAACCGCCGCGAGCAUCACCACGAUCGCGAGCGCGAUCGCGACCACCGCAGCGGUGCCUCCUACCGAGGAGAGAGACGAGGUGCCUCCAGCCGUCUCAGCCGUACUCCCGAACCAGAUGCCUAUGAGGCAGACCGCCGCAAAGCCCAAGCUGACCGUGAGAGAUCCUACCGCAAAGUCAGCGGUUUAUCACCCGUCCAUGAGAGACGGGAAGACCGCGAGCGCGAGCGAGACAAGGGCGAUAGGGCCGACCGAGACCGCCAGCGCGACCGUGAUCGCGAUCGUGAACGCGAACCCGAACGAAGCUCCCGCUCUCUCAGCCACUAUGAGCGCGAGCGCCGUGAUCGCGAAGAAGAGCGAGAGCGCCUCUAUCGGACUCGUGGAGACCCACGCGGUGGCCGCGACGAGCUCGACUACGGCGGUGACGCUCGAAGCACCGUCAGCACGGACCGUCGGCGUCGCCGUGAUAGCGAUACCGAGAGCGUUGCCAGUCGUUCUACGAAACGGUAUAGACGAGAGAGUCGUGACCGCAGCCGAGGCGCGGCCAGGCGGGAUCGGGACCGUCGAGAGCGGACUCCUCCCGCCUCAGGCGCAGGUGCGGGUGCAAGUGUUGUAGGAUCGGGUGCCAAUGCAGGUGCAGUCGAUGUCGCAGUUGACGAAGCAAAGAAAGAAGAAAAGGCGGUUCAUUCUGGUAGUGAGGAGGGAGAGAUUGAGGAAGAUUAAUUAGUUAGUUAGACUAUGGACGUCUUCACGUUCUCUCCACCUAUGACUACUUAUGUAUUGUAUUGUAUGUAUGUACUCGGAAGUUUACGAACGAAAAAGGGGAAUUUGACUUGCCUUUUGAUAACGUCUUUUAUAACUAGUCAACGCGAUGGUUUUAUAGCAGAGCUAGCUACCAGUAAUGCAUGGU